AUGCAACAAGCAGUUUGUAUACAAGUCUACCAACAGAGGGAACGCUACGGCAUCUACAGUGGGCUCUGGAUUACAGAAAACGAUGCCAGAUCACAUUACAGCAUCCACCUGUGCAUUCUCAUAAGAGUGAGCGCCGAGCAGGUUGCUGCUCCUUUCCUGGAGGGCUUGGACUGA
Molecule: messenger RNA, 174 nt
Organism: Ramularia collo-cygni
Lineage: Eukaryota; Fungi; Ascomycota; Dothideomycetes; Mycosphaerellales; Mycosphaerellaceae
Exons: 1
Coding region: 1-174 (57 amino acids)
Source: RefSeq, a predicted model, not a curated record